Messenger RNA from Epinephelus lanceolatus (giant grouper), 798 nucleotides. The record is from RefSeq and is a predicted model, not a curated record. NCBI's taxonomy places the organism in Eukaryota, Metazoa, Chordata, Actinopteri, Perciformes, Serranidae.
UGUCCUCGUCCUCCUCCUCCUCCUCCUCCUCCUCCUCCUCCUCCUCCUCCCGUCAUGCCGAGCCGACAGAAGCAGCUGCUCUUCUCCACCUCCGGCCUCCUGGGUCUGUGCUGCGCCCUGACGGCGGCGGUGUCCACCGGGCUGCCGCUGUGGCUCCGCGGGGCCGUGCUGUGCCGAACCGGGGCCGAGCUGGUGAACGCGACGGGAGCCGAGCUGGACCAGUUCCUGGGAGAGCUGCAGUACGGCCUGUUCAGCGGGCACAGGGUGAAGCAGUGCGGGCUGGGGGGGAGGCCGUCCCGCUUCUCCUGUGAGUCUCUGCACACACACACACACACACACGUGGCAGGUCUCUGCAGCUGUCUGGUGAUGAUCCUGUUUGCGUCGGAGGUGAAACUUCAUCAUCUGUCCGAUCGGAUCGCCAACUUCAAUGAGGUGAACUUUGUCUUCCAGACAUACACCGAGCACUACGACCGAUCCUUCUGGCUCUUCUUCCUUGUCUUCCUCCUCCACUCGCUCAACUUCCUGCUGAUCCGACUGGCGGGGAUCCAGUUUCCCUUCCAGGAGAGCAAAGAGGCGGACCUGAGCGGGGGGGCGGCGGACCUCAUGUACUAAGAUGUGAAACAGAAACCUGUGAAGGACAAAAGACUGAGACAGAUAGAGACAGAUGUGGACAGCUGCAGACACGUUCUGUCUGUGGCGUACAUGACACGCCUGGUCAAACCACCAGUGUUGCCAACUUAGCGACUUUGUCGUUAUAUUUAGCGUCUUUUCAGACCCCUCUAGCGACUCUUUUUCAAA